This is a messenger RNA of Morchella importuna, 2343 nucleotides long. RefSeq lists its product as uncharacterized. The record is from RefSeq and is a predicted model, not a curated record. Gene Ontology annotation, biological process: protein targeting to vacuole; retrograde transport, endosome to Golgi. Bases 1 to 2343 code for a protein of 780 amino acids. NCBI's taxonomy places the organism in Eukaryota, Fungi, Ascomycota, Pezizomycetes, Pezizales, Morchellaceae. Gene Ontology annotation, molecular function: phosphatidylinositol-3-phosphate binding. Gene Ontology annotation, cellular component: endosome. The transcript has 5 exons.
AUGUCCAUCUUUGACGACUCCCCUCCCCCCGCUGCGCGCUCGCGCUCCUCCCUCUUCGACGACGACUUCACGACCGCGACGCCAGGCUCAGGCUCGCUCUUUGACGACUCUGGGCCUGAUCCGUGGGCCACGGGACUGCCGGUGCCGCGCCGUGGGGCCGACAGCGACAUCACAAAGACGUUGCUGACGCCUGACAAUGCGAGUAUCCCUGAGGAGUAUGUAGACUACUACGACGCAUUGCUGGCACAGUAUGCGGCGCCGGGUGGUAUCUCCAUGGAGGGCGUGGGGAAGAUACUGCUUGAGGCCGGGAUUGACUCUACGGCGAGGGAGAGGAUUUGGGGGGUCAUCAUGAGGGGCGGGAAGGAGAGUGUAGGUAGGGAUGAGGUCAAUGUGCUUCUAGCUAUGAUCGGGCUGGCACAGGAGGGCGACGAGAUCAGUAUUGAUGGGGUCGACUACCGGAGGAGAAAUCUUCCAAUCCCAAGAUUUACUACGAUCGUAGCUCGACAGCAUCAUCGCGAGUCAGGUGUCGAGACCCCUACAACGUCUCUUGCAUCUUCAACCCACAAGUCCGCCAAUACCGCCCCGCACUCUGGCCACGACCAAUCACAGGACCAGCCGACCUCACCAAGCUCCAUAAAGCCACUUGUGGUCCACCGUCAGCAGUCAACACCCAUUAGCACCUCUCCUAUCCGUACACGCACCUCGAAGUUUGUUGAUGAGGUUGAAGACCCCUGGGGUAGCGGCCCCGCAGUAGUACAAAGCCACACCGCGCCUCCCGUCAUCGAGGCUCCCGUAAGCGUGCAUCAAACCAGCCCGACUGCGGAGCGUACCAACUCCUUCAACUACCAGCCUCCCGCGUCUGCGCGCCCUGCAAGCACACAUGUCCGCGGCGACUCGCAGGGCCGCGCCAGCUCCCUAGGCCGCAACGAACCGUACUCGUCGCCGACGCGCAUACGCAACCAGAUCGACGACUCGGAGCUCGAGCCCGACGACAUCCACUCAGCGCUCCGAAACAACGGCGCGAACCGCACAAGCGCGUCGUCGGCGUGGGGAGUCUAUGAAGGCGGCCCGCACGCAGAGACGGGUGGGUAUAAUCCGUCGCUGUUUUCGGAGCCGAGCGUGCCGGCGCGGCAUGGGUCGUUUGGAGGCCUCGGCGGGACUACCAUUCAGCCUGAGGCGAGGGUUCCGAGUAGGGGGCCAGAAGAGGUUGUCACAGUGUCGGUGCUGCCCGAGAAGGAGGGCAUGUUUAUGUUCCAGCAUCGCAAUUAUCAGAUUGCGAGUGCGAGACGGGGCAGCAGGGUUGUGAGAAGAUAUAGCGAUUUUGUCUGGCUUCUGGAAUGUCUGCAUAAACGCUACCCCUUCCGCCAAUUGCCUCUCCUACCACCCAAAAGACUAGCUGUUAACGGGCACUACCUCUCAGCCGACGCCGCCUUCGUCGAGCGCCGCCGCCGCGGCCUCUCCCGCUUUGCCAACGCCCUCGUGCGCCACCCCGUCCUCUCCCAGGAGCAACUCGUCAUCAUGUUCCUCACCGUGCCCACGGAGCUCACCGUCUGGCGGAAGCAAGCCACCAUCUCCGUGCAAGAAGAAUUCGCCGGCAAGCCUCUCCCCCCGGGCCUCGAGGACAGCCUCCCCGUGAACCUCGAACAGACAUUCGACACUGUGCGCAGCGGCCUCCGCAAGUCCAGCGAGAUCUACAUCCAGCUCUGCAACCUCCUUGAGCGCCUCGAGAAGCGCAACGAGGGCAUUGCCGCCGACUACCUCCGCUUCAGUCUCGCGCUCCGCUCCCUCACCGACUGCAGCGAGGCCACUUACGCCGUCGACACCAACGAGAUCCCGCUCUUGAACAAUGGGCUCCUCGCCGUCUCGCAGCACCUGUCAAACUGCCAGACGCUGCUCGAGGACGAGACAAAGGCGUGGGACGUCGGCAUCUUGGAGGACCUCAAGCGCCAGCGUGAUUGCUUGGUGAGCAUGAGAGAGCUGUUUGACCGCAAGGAGCGCCUGGCCGUCGAUAAUGUGCCGCAGCUGGAGAGACGCAUCAAGGCGAGUCAGGCGAAGCUGGAGGUGCUGAGGAACAAGCCGGAGGGCACGGUGAAGCCCGGUGAGAGGGAGAGGGUCGAGGAGAGUAUUGUGAGGGAUAAGGCGAGCAUCGUGGAGAUGGUCAAUAGGAGGGUGUUUGUGAAGGAGUGUGUCAGGGAUGAGCUGAUCCAUUUCCAGAGCAGCCAGUAUCAUGUUUCGAGGUUGUACCAGGAUUGGAGUCAGGAGAGAGUCAAGUAUACGGAGCUGCAGGCGGAUAAUUGGAGGGCACUCUGUAACGAAGUUGAAGAAAUGCCAUUAGGCGAGUAG